GAGCAUUGUUAGAUUCAAGCUUAAUAAAAUUGCGCCACUAAUAAGUCUUUGGCUUAUGUGCUGAAAUAAAGAAGAUAAAAGGCCCGGUGCGUGCUGUGAGCAAUGGCAAAGAACCUUAGGUAUGGAAUAACAACGCGGAACCUAUACGUUGGAAAUUUAUAUGAAAACGGUUGUAUGCUUCUGCAACGACAAAAGGGCUGAGUACCCAUUUGUACGGCCUCCUUGUAAUAGUGCAUUCCUAGGCUAAGGCAAACGCUUAAAGCAAUCUGUAAGAUUCGCAGUCUUUCAAUAUCGUCGCUGGCAUCUGCUCUUUCAUUCAAGGACGUUUACAGCAGACCUUCUCCACAGGCUACGCCCCUCAAAACAGCCAUUUUAGGUAUAAACCUUACUGUGCCUAACGUCAACUUAGUAUAUUUUCUGAACAAAAAUGGGAGGACAGCGGCAUAGCAAGAAUGCUGGCGUCAUGGGCUCAGAGUCCCUGACUUAUGCCGAACGAAAAGCGCUAGGCUUUGGAACAGUAAAAGAGCGCGUGGGCAAGGACUCCUUAGGGAAUUACGACGACUGCUGCCUUACCCUCAUGGAAGCCAAGGACCCUGUUAUUACCCCGCACGGAUACUUAUUCAGCAAGGAGGCCAUCCUUGAGAACCUACUGGCUCAGAAAAAGGCCAUUAAACGGAAUUUGGAGGCUUACGAGGCGGCGCAGCAGCAGCAGCGGCAAAAGGAGCUGGAGCAGCAGGCCAUCGCGCACGAGGCGGCGCUGGUGGCGUUUGACCGGCGCAACCACCUGGGGGUCAGCGAGGGGGUGGCGGCCAGGCUUGAGGCCGCUAUCGUGGCGGAGGCUGAGGCGCUCCGUAACCCUCGCGAGGCGGGCGGCGCCAAGUCGGUGAUGGCCAUCAAGGGCAACGAGGAGCGGGCCAAGGAGCUCAAGGCAUUCUGGAUGCCCUCCUUGACCCCCCAGGCGGAGGUGCGGGUGGACAAACCCGACACGGACACGCGCUGCCCCGCCAGCGGCAACAAGCUGAGGAUGAAGGAUCUGGUUGCCGUGCGGUGGACUGCCGUACCCGAGGGCGAGUGCGGCAAGCACAUGGACCCCAUCACCAAGGAAACCUUCACCAACGCGUCUAAGCUGGUGGUGCUGGCACCCACGGGUGAUGUGAUGCUGAAGGAAACGUACGACAAGUGCGUCAAGUCGGAGGGCAGCUACGGAGGCAAGCGAGUGCGGGACAAGGACGUCAUUCCGCUGCAGACGGGCGGGACAGGGUUCGCGGCGCGGGACGGAGAGAAGGUGCAGACGCAAAAGUACUUCAUGCUGGGUCCCGGCAACGGGCUGCGCGACCUGCGAGGGCAGCACCAGGGGCCGCGCUCGCUGGGCGGCCUAGCAUUCAUGAACUGAGCGGGCGGUCGGAGGCGCUGCGCCGCCACAUGCACUGGGGGCCUGUUGGGGAGGCGGUUGCUGUGCUGCUGUGGCUCAUGGGGCGCGGCGGUGGCAGCGGCAGCAGCGCCGUUUUGAGUGUAAUAUGAGAGGUGCAGGAGAGGUAGAAGCAGGGUUUGGAGGGCUGUUUUUAGGCCAGCAACGAACGAGGAUGCUUCAUGUGUACAGCAGUCUACGGAAUGUACGAUUGCCGGGUGCAUGACCCGCUCCUGGUGUGAUGGCUUAACACAGAGUCUCUGAUGGCAGAAAGCGGCGCUGGUGGCCCUGUGCGUGGUAUUGGAUGGAAUUGGCAAGGGAAGUGAUUCCAUACCUGGCGUUGUACUACUCUCCAGUACGCCAGCCAGCCUUGGUGACUGUAUUUAGGGAAGGACCCGCAUAAUCACGCUUGGGUUUGCAGCGGCUUUGGCUGCGUCAGCAAUGAAGACGGAUGAGACGGACUUGGAAGCAUCGCAAUACGUCAUUGUUCAUGGCGCAUGGCGAUGGUGGUGGCGAGGGUGCGGAAAGCUGAGGGAGUUCAGCAAACAACCGCCCAUUGGUCGUGCCUGGACUGUACACAGUGCAUUAUCCUGCAACGGCGUCGUCCAACGAACAAUCAAGUGUUUACAAGUAUCUUGAAUCUUCAUCAUGCCGACAUGCUCAGGGCCCAUUGCACACGCGCAUACGUCGAACAAGGUUGACAAAAGGUGCGUGAAUGGGAGUAUAAGCUCCACAGCGGUUACUGUGCAAGCCGUGCGCACGUUUUUGCUGUUUCAUUUCAGCACAAUACAUUCAAUGUUGAGGCAACUGGGCCAACCAAACACAAUACCGGUGACAUGCCUGGUUUUCAUGACCAGGAGUCAUGAAAAUGGCUGUAGCGAGCUGCGCGUCUAAUAGCGGCUCGGGCCUUUUACCAGCAAUGCUAUUUUGUGGGCCCCAAAGAGAAGACAACCAAAACGCCACAAGCCUUACGUCUGC
This is a messenger RNA of Astrephomene gubernaculifera, 2386 nucleotides long. NCBI's taxonomy places the organism in Eukaryota, Viridiplantae, Chlorophyta, Chlorophyceae, Chlamydomonadales, Astrephomenaceae. The record is from the annotation of a GenBank genome assembly.